AUGUCCUCUUCUGUGCCCUCUAUGACGCAUGAGGUCUAUAGCGAGUGGUGCGUCAAGGCUGCCGAGAUCAUCCUGGCCGCACGGGUGGACAGUCCGAGUCGAAAGCUGAGCUGUCGAAUAGAUGACAGAUCUCACGGGGUGUACGCGGUUGAGUCAUUUUGUUUGAUCCCCCAAACAGAGCGCUCGGAGGACCGCUGGAUGGGUGCCAGCGUUUAUGGGUUUGCGAUGACAAGCGGUGACAUCUAUUUUUUGCUUUCAGUGUCCUUUGGUUUUCAGUUUCUGCCUCAGCGUGGCUUUGCCCCAGUGCCAGAUUGGUUGCUGCAGCACAUGAGUACGCGUUGGCACUCGCACUUGAGCUUCACAGAAUGCAACUGCCAUGAGAUUUGUAACCAAACAGAGUGGGACCUGAGAAGAGAUUUGGUACUAGCUUCGCUGCGGGUGCCGGAGCUCUUCAACGUGCGCGGCGAGGCCAUCGCACGGCCUGAGUUCUUUCAGCUGAGGACGCAAAGGUCGUUCCAGGUUGAGAUCUAUCUCAGCAAUGAGGAGGACUCUAGCGAAGAGGGAGAGCUCCUAGAACGUUGGACCUUCACCUUCUUGCCAGCGCCCGCGCAUCCAGAAGCCAACCAAUUGGACAGGCACAACCAAUCGCUGAUCCGGAAGCUCACCGUGGUUCUUCGGACCUUACUCUUUUUUGUGCGCCUGCAACCUGCUCAUGGCCUUUGCCGUGGGCCAAAUGCCCCAGCCAGGUUUCACCUUUUCCGCGUGGAGGCAUGGCCCCCCACCUCUCGGCCCUCCACCACUUUGGAGCUCCUCUCACAGGACUUUGUGACGCUCCAAUCCACCGUGGGGACGCUGCGGUUGUCAGUGUCCCAGCGCAAGGACCUGAAGUCGCUCACGUCUGCAGGGCCCCUGCCGCUUCAGGGCGUCGCGGCGAUUUCGUCGCAGACAGAGAAGAUCGAGAUGGAAGAAGGCUUCUUUGCGGUCGAUCCGCCAUCCCACGCUGCGGGCCGGUUAGAAAAGAUCUCGGAGGAGUCCGAGGUUGUUGAGUUUCGGAAGUUCCAGGGUUGUCAACCAAAUCGCUCGAGCAUCGAUCGGACCUGGAUCAGGUGCGCUGUGAAGAUGGCACACCAGGAUGGGAUUGGGCUGGAGUGGAGUUUGGAUCAGAUUGGGUGCUUUCUCCAGCAACAGCUAGACGUGGUGGCGUGA
Molecule: messenger RNA, 1206 nt
Organism: Durusdinium trenchii
Lineage: Eukaryota; Dinophyceae; Suessiales; Symbiodiniaceae
Source: the annotation of a GenBank genome assembly